CUAAAUUGUCAUAUUGACGUGACAGUCUGGUGACAGAGCGCCACGGUAAAAUAAAAAUAACGCUGAUGCGACCAAAUAAAAACAUCACCAACUAAACAACAAUAAUGGCUAAAAGAGCAAAUCCUUACAUGGAAGAUUAUAUACCUCAAAGCAAAGUCCACGUAGGAUUAAAACAAUUCAACAACAACGAAUAUCGCUUGAAAGACGUCUACGAAAAAACUCUAGACAAGCUGUAUAAGGGUGCUAAGAAAGUAACUAGUAGUGAUAUUGUCAACGCUUGCGAUACACAAACUAUUAGAAAAGACAAAAUGAAACAGCUGUUUUUAGGCAAGGACGGAAGCCUGUUGCAUUCUGGAAAUAUAGUAGAAAACAAACCAGAAGCUAAACUAUGCAGCUGUGGAGGUAACUCAGAAGGCCAGUGCAGCUACUGUGAAAAGGCACUGUGUGUGAACUGUCAACACAGCUGCUCUCUCUGCAGUCUGACGCACUGCAGCCAGUGCAUGCUAAUGGGGUCUGAAAGUUCCGAAGUAUGUGUGUCUUGUUAUGGUUAAAGGUAAAUUAUUAUUUAUAAUAAGUAGAUAAAUUUUUAAAGACUGUUAUUUGUUAAAAUGUAAUGUUUGUUUGAGGUUGUAAGAAUAAAUGAAAUACAUAUUUCAUGGUUUAUGUAUAAUGUAACAAAAGUCAUACACCUUUGCAUCCAACACUUUAAAGUAUACAAACAAUAUGCAAAAUGUACAAAUAAUUGUUAUAAAUAAACAUACAUACGUCACAACUGAGAAGUGUUACUAGUCACUGAUAUUUAGGACUCAAGAAUAGUGAUGCUGGCAAUAAAUAUCUGUGGACAUAUUGUAUGACUGAGCACAUGUAAUAAGUGUGUAGACGGGUACUAGUCUGCAAAUAAACACAAUUUAUAUGUGUAUUAAUUAUUUGAAAAUUGUAAGGAACACUUUGAGACUAAUAACAGGUUAACUGACGCAACAGAGUAGAAAUUUCAAUGCAGUCUACAGAUAUUCACCACUAGCAGUAUAUAAAAGUAAAUGUAUGAUUUAUAUUCAGUUAGGAUUUUCAUUUCAAUUAAAUUGUGCAAAAAGCCACUAUAGUAGGCAUUAGAACUUUUUAAAACCAAAUACAAAUGUAGUUCAACAUACAUUUAAUUUUUUUAAUUAGUUAUGCAAACAGCUGUACAGGGGUCAAUGACCUGCUGUGUCAUAAAGUUUUCAUAAACUAUCACUCUUCCUAGGACUUUAUAACAGUGACUAGUGUGUUAACUUUUACCUGAAGUGCACAAGUAGCCUUUACUCAAAACUACACUUUAUUAUGGAAUUAUAUUAAUAGUGCAUAAUGUAAAGUAAUAAAAAAUGUUUCAUCAUUGCAUGGUGUAACUUCUACUACAACUAUGUCCUUCAUAGGUUUCCAGAACUAUGCCAAUAGACCUUAAAAUAAUAUAAUUAUUGCUGUAGUUACUGUUCCAUAAAAGUAGGGAAAUAUGUUUAUUUGUCAUUUAUAUAACUUUGAACUGUACUGUUACGAGCAAACAUUUUAUAAUGAGAAUCCAUAUUAAUAAAUGUAUUAAGUACUUCUAAGAA
Messenger RNA from Manduca sexta (tobacco hornworm), 1586 nucleotides. Its product is annotated as apoptosis regulatory protein Siva-like. Gene Ontology annotation, biological process: extrinsic apoptotic signaling pathway. The record is from RefSeq and is a predicted model, not a curated record. The transcript has 4 exons. The coding region runs from base 105 to 551 and encodes 148 amino acids. NCBI's taxonomy places the organism in Eukaryota, Metazoa, Arthropoda, Insecta, Lepidoptera, Sphingidae. Gene Ontology annotation, molecular function: CD27 receptor binding.